Loa loa (African eye worm) is the source of this 378-nucleotide messenger RNA. RefSeq lists its product as hypothetical. The record is from RefSeq and is a predicted model, not a curated record. Lineage: Eukaryota; Metazoa; Nematoda; Chromadorea; Rhabditida; Onchocercidae. The coding region runs from base 1 to 378 and encodes 125 amino acids. The transcript is spliced from 2 exons.
AUGGAGGGUGGCAAAGUGAUAGGGCAGACUAUCAAAAAAAAACAAAAGGCACUGCAAACGGCAAUUUUCAAACGUUUAUGUAUGUGUGUGAAUGUGGAUGGAAUGGAAUGGAAUGGAAUGAGUAUGAGUAUAUGCAUGGAGGGUCGUUCUCAUCAACUGAAGUGCUACAAUGAACAAGGAGGGAUGGGCAAGUGCUUUGCUUUCAGGGGAAAUUCCUUCCUUGCAUUUCAUGUCAUUUGGGAAAAGUCAAAGGGAAGAUUUCUGGCAGCUUCAUGUCUCUCAACUAAUUGGGAAAUGUUAAUUUUGUGCGCACAUCCGUUACCCAAUACGCCGAAAAAAAAGGAAAAGGAGGAAGAGAACAGAAGAUGGGAAGGAUGA